AUCAACCCAAAUGACCAACCGACUGUAGUUAAAACCCAUUCAUAAGUACUUCUGCCUCAUCGGCAGCGCAAAGUAGUUCAGAUCCGAUUCGACACGCAACCAUGCAGCUGCUCCUGCGCCCGGUCCAAGCCAUUGUAAUUUAUUCUAUCAGUGCGUUCUACGCGGUUCUGUUUGUGCUCAGAACGGCGAUUGAGUUCGUGGUAGAUCCGAACCGUUAUUGGUCAACAAGGACUCGGUUCUUGUCACCUGCAGUGCUGGAUGACCCUACAUUUGGGAGACAUAAAUAUGCCGAGGUUAAUGGUGUCAAGCUGCACUACAUCGAAAAUGGAAAUCCGGACAAACCGUUGAUGCUGUUUCUUCAUGGAUUUCCAGAGUUCUGGUUCAGUUGGCGUCAUCAAAUGAAGGAAUUCUCCCAAGAUUAUCGGGUGGUUGCACUGGACAUGCGGGGAUACGGAAGAUCAAGUGCUCCGAGUGAUCGAUCUGCUUAUCAACUAGAUUUAUUGAUCGAGGAUGUAAAAAGUUUUGUAACGAUGAUGGGUUACGAAAAGGUGACCUUAGUGGGACAUGAUUGGGGCGCGAUCGUUGGUUUUCAGUUUGUCCAGAAACACAUGGACAUGAUCGAUCGUUAUAUCAUGAUGGGAGCACCAUCGCUGGAUGUUACCAGAAGGCUGUUGGCAACCAGUUGGCGCCAAUUUCGGAUGUCGUGGUAUGCGUUUUUCUUCUUGAUGCCAUGGUUGCCGGAAUUUUACAUCAAAAAUAGAGAUUUCCGAUACAUUGAGGAUAACAUGGGAGGUUUCCUAACCAGUUUGGAUUUGGAGGUGUACAAGUACACGUUUUCAAAACCUGGAUCAUUGACGAGGGCGAUCGACUACUAUAGGGAGAAUUUCAGUUUCUUACGCAAAGAGGCAAAAUUACCCGAGAUUGAAAUAAUGUACUUGAUGGCUGAAAACGACAAAUUCAUAACCAUGCAGAGUGGACAACUGUUGAUGAAGGCCAUGCCACGCCUAAGAUGCAGAGUUGUACCCGGAUCCGGACAUCACACGCAGCAGGAUCAGCCUGUACUCGUUAACAAAAUGAUCCGCGAUUUUCUUGAGCUGAAUAACUGAUACACUUUUCCUUGUCAGGGUGUGUGUUAUGAUUAACCUGAUUAUCUUUUUAAAACUAGUAUGAAGAGUUUAUUAGCAAUAAUAAAACCUGUACAAUUAUGUUCAACAACA
Molecule: messenger RNA, 1217 nt
Organism: Aedes albopictus (Asian tiger mosquito)
Lineage: Eukaryota; Metazoa; Arthropoda; Insecta; Diptera; Culicidae
Product: epoxide hydrolase 4-like
Molecular function (GO): hydrolase activity
Source: RefSeq, a predicted model, not a curated record